AGCCAUUGACGACAUUAUAAUUGUUGAUUUUCAAAACGUAAAGAUUAGAAAUUCAAGCGCCGGCGCGUCUCAUGUUGAUGGCGUCAUCAACAAUGGACACCAAACCCUCGGAAAAACACGAAGCAACGUGCACGCUCCAACGCAGGUCACAUGGGUAAAAACAAAGAAAAAGGCAAAAAACGGACAAAUGUCUUCCAAGUGGCAGCAAACAAACACUUGAAGGCCAAAAACAAAGCCAAGGCCGUCCGGACCACGCUGAAGCGGAUCAACAGCGUGAAGAACGAGAAGGUGGAGAAACUGAACCAGAUGUUCUCGGAGGUGCAGAAGGACGUGAGCGGCGCUUCCAAACGCGUCGCCUCGCAAGCGGAGAAACGGCCGCCGCAGCAGAUUGUCAAAGAGCCGCCAAAGGAGGCCGCAAACGUUGACUGCGCUGCUCAGCUCUUGUCUCAGCUCUGAUGGAUUUUCAGCACAACGUGUGAGCAGUAACAUGUUGAACAUGACAAAAUAGACGGUAAACUACCACGUCGGCAGUUGUUUCACAAAAGCUGACAUGUCAAACGUGUCGGCUUUCUCUCAACGUUGAAAAGAAGAGGUGCCGGGAUUCAAACCUCGGACGCUCGAACCAGUCACGCUGCCGUGUUUAGUUAGACGACAAAAUUCAGCUUUCAAAGAGAUGCCACAACUAUGUUGUAACACGUCCGCGAGAGCCAGAAAUCUUGCUUGUCUGUACGUGACCAAAUUCUUAUUUUCCACCAUCAUUGCCUUAUAAAUUCUUCAAAAAUCA
This is a messenger RNA of Syngnathoides biaculeatus (alligator pipefish), 784 nucleotides long. It is a transcript of the gene rbis, whose product is annotated as ribosomal biogenesis factor. Bases 151 to 456 code for a protein of 101 amino acids. The transcript is spliced from 4 exons. Lineage: Eukaryota; Metazoa; Chordata; Actinopteri; Syngnathiformes; Syngnathidae. The record is from RefSeq and is a predicted model, not a curated record. Gene Ontology annotation, cellular component: nucleolus. Gene Ontology annotation, biological process: ribosome biogenesis.